This is a messenger RNA of Candidula unifasciata, 807 nucleotides long. The record is from the annotation of a GenBank genome assembly. Lineage: Eukaryota; Metazoa; Mollusca; Gastropoda; Stylommatophora; Geomitridae.
AUGCAGACGCAACCUAAUAUUCUCGGAUCACUUACUCUUAAAGCUCUCCUAGAGGAUCCAAACUUGAAAAAUCCACCCUCGGUGGGUCUAUCGAGCGAGUACCUCAAGGUUAAGACAGAAGAUGUGUCUGAACUACCCCAGUUCAAUUAUGGCUCAGCUUUUCUUGGUCCAAAUCUGUGGGAUAGGUCACUGGGCAAUUCAGAUUUUAAUCUUGAAUAUAUGGACCUGGACGAGUUCUUGUCGGAAAAUGGCAUUCCCAUCAGUACUGAUGAUACACUCAAGGAUUUGCAAGCAGCAAAAUGUGAUGAACCUUCACUCAGCAAAAAUGAAUCACCAAGUCACUUUCCCUGCAGUCCACAUCCAUAUCUGAAGUCUAAACCGCCUAGUCCCUCUACAAAUAGCUUAACAUCCAUUAGCUGUACGAGUCCCUCAUCUCCUGUCAUCGUGGAUUUCCAAGUUACCGAGCAGGACCUAUCUCUGACAUCAGUAUCAGGUGAGAAAAGUUUUGACCCUCGGCUGAGAAAUUUCAGUGAAGAAGAGUUGAAGCCACAACCAGUAAUUAAAAAGUCUAAGAAAAUGUUUGUCCCAGAGGAAUUGAAGGACGACAAAUACUGGGCUCGUCGAAACAAGAAUAAUUUUGCAGCAAGACGUUCCCGCGAUGCACGUCGUGUGAAGGAAAACCAGAUUGCCUUGAGAGCUGCGUUCCUAGAAAAAGAGAAUACAUGUCUUCGUGAAGAGGUAACUAAACUCCAGAAAGAGAAUGCCCAGCUAAGAGCAAAUGUGGCAAAAUAUGAAGGCACAUUAUAA